Fusarium tjaetaba is the source of this 951-nucleotide messenger RNA. RefSeq names its product retinal short-chain dehydrogenase reductase. The transcript has 3 exons. Lineage: Eukaryota; Fungi; Ascomycota; Sordariomycetes; Hypocreales; Nectriaceae. The coding region runs from base 1 to 951 and encodes 316 amino acids. Gene Ontology annotation, molecular function: oxidoreductase activity, acting on the CH-OH group of donors, NAD or NADP as acceptor. The record is from RefSeq and is a predicted model, not a curated record.
AUGUAUCAACAACAACAGAUCCUGUCGAAAGUCAUUGACCUGGCUAAAAACCCAAAGUUUCAAGUCACUGCUGGAGUCCUCCUUGCCCUCAAGUCGUUAGGAUACUUGAAUGCUUGGUAUACCAAGAGGAAGGUCAACAACCAUGUCAGCGACCCUUCAUGGGAUUGGAGCCGCGAAAUUGUGGUUGUCACUGGAGGAAGCAAUGGAAUUGGGGCUGCCAUAGUCUCAAGGUUUGCUGAAAAAGGUGUCAAGGUCUUGAUCCUGGAUCGGAUUCCUCCCGCUACCAAGUUGGCCCCAAAUACAUACUUCUACAAGAUUGACCUCACGGAUUCAGAGGCUAUAGUUUCGGUUGCAGAUCAGAUCAGAGCAGACCACGGCAACCCGACCGUUCUGAUCAACAAUGCCGGAUUCGCAGAUUUGAAACCUAUACUAGAAUUGCCAGAGUCUUACUUCAAGAACAUCUUUAAUGUAAACCUCCUGGCCCCCUACCUGCUCACCAAGCAGUUCCUCCCCAGCAUGAUCAAGCGAGACCACGGUCAUAUUGUCAACCUCGCUAGUCAGGCAUCCUUUGUGGCGCAAGCGACGAAUGUGGCCUAUGGCUCUACGAAAGUCGGCCUACUGGCUUUCCACGAAGGCCUUGGCCAGGAGCUGAGAUAUAUCUACAAAGCCCCACGCGUUCGUACCAGUGUUGUACAUCCCUCGUGGAUUAGGACAGCCAUGACAGCAGAGAUGGUCGCAAAUGGGAAGUUGAAGGACACUGUCACACCAGCUGAAGUUGUGGCUGACAAGAUUUGCGACCAGGUAUAUUCUGGUUUUGGUGCACAGAUCCUUGUGCCCGAGAACUUGUGGUGGACUUCUUUGAUCCGGGGACUGCCGGGAUGGCUUCAAGAGUCAUUGCGAAACCAAGUUUCGCUCAUCUUGAUGACCGCCAUGGGCACGGGGCCUAGAUAA